AUGAAUGAACUUAAGAAGCUGGUUGAAGUGGGUAAAAUAAAAUAUAUUGGUCUAUCGGAGGCCUCUGCCACAACAAUUAGAAGAGCUCAUGCUGUUUAUCCUAUAUCAGCCAUUCAGCUGGAGUUGUCCUUGUGGACAAGAGAUGUGGAGGAAGAAAUAAUUCCUACCUGCAGAGAACUCGGCAUUGGCAUUGUUGUAUACAGUCCUCUAGGACAAGGAUUCUUCUCCUCAGGUCCCAAGGUUGUUGAGAACUUGUCUAAGGAUGAUUUCCGAAAGCUUCUUCCACGGUUCCAACCUGGAAAUCUCGAGCAUAAUGGAAACGUAUUUGAUCGAAUAAACGAAAUGGCAGCAAGAAGGUCAUGCACACCAUCACAGCUAGCUCUGGCAUGGAUCCAUCAUCAAGGCAACGACGUAUGCCCGAUUCCAGGCACGACGAAGAUCGAAAACCUCAUCAAGAACAUUGGAGCUUUAUCAGUAAAGCUAACACCUGAAGAAAUGGCUGAACUUGAAUCCAUUGCUUCAGCGGAUGCCUUUAAGGGUGACAGAUAUGGAGGCAUGUCGGCUACAUGGAAGGAUUCUGAGACUCCACUCUUGUCUUCAUGGACUGCUAAGUAA
This is a messenger RNA of Ilex paraguariensis (yerba mate), 615 nucleotides long. The record is from the annotation of a GenBank genome assembly. NCBI's taxonomy places the organism in Eukaryota, Viridiplantae, Streptophyta, Magnoliopsida, Aquifoliales, Aquifoliaceae.